CUACUCUACUUUAUUCCGACCAGUCCUGCCAGGUUGUCAGACACCGGUGAUUACAGGUGCAACGCAUAUGCCUGUGCAGUCGCAUGCCCUCCGGUAGUCGUGAAUACACCGCGCCGACUCGUGGUGUUACCCAGACAUCGAGAUAUAAAGUUGUACAUAAAUACGCGUCUGCUACAUGCCGGAGCUCAACCGCACGAUAACUACGAGAUGGAUGCGGACGUCGGUUUGGGGAAAAUUCUGUUUGGGAAUGACGCAUACGUGUAUUGUGAGCAGCAGCGAAUCCCAGGCGUGAAUUACGAGGGAAUGCCCAUAUUUACUGUUCACAUGAUGGGCAAGACAAAAGUGCCUGUAGCUCACCAAGUGAUUAGAAAUGCUAGUACUAGCAAUCCGUCUAUGGCAGUGUACAAGAUUCCUCGAGCAGAACAUGACAAGCUUUAUGGUGUGUUUGAGAUCGAAUGUCGCGUUUUGUAUGACUCGUCUUUGUUUGGCGACGAGGAUCUGCGGGAGCCGAAAACAAUCGACCCGAUUUACGAACGACGGGAAUUCUUCUUCGAGGAGCGCGUCCGACCAGUGAUCUAUAAUGCGGAAUUACUCUCUUCCAGUUCGAUCUUGCAAAUGAAAUUACAGUACAUCCCGAUUGAUCCGAAGUCUGCACGGGCCUACCGAAGCUCACAGAUAACCGAUGUGUUGCCAGAAGCACCCAUUCGUAUUUCAUCUAUGGCCUCCCUCGGUUCACCGCGAGGCUGGUUGGUUGUCAAAAUGUACUACUUACAAUCAGGAACUGUCAGACACGAUAGCUGCGACGAUACACAGCUAGUGAAUUUUCCCUUGUCAGGACUGCCAGCUAGGAUGAGGAAGAAAGUGCAAGUGGGCUACAUCCAUCAGCUCCCGUUUGUCAAUGCUUCGUUCACUUGUGUCAUUCGCCAAGAGCACAUAGCUCUAGCUCUUAUCGCAUACCAUAUCUACAGUAACGAGACAGCUAAGGAGACUGUCGAGUUGGGACUAAGUCAGGCGUUGGGUCGAAUGAUACAAGCAUGGCAUACGAGUCAGAGUGAUGAGGUGCACUCAUCCUUGUCCCUUCCGGAUAACUCGAAUGCGACGUAUCGUGUGCUAAAGCUGAACAUGGGAUGGAACGGUGUUGUGAAUAUUGGCUCUGAGCUGCGAAUGUUAGGUUACCUGGGAGCGAAGGGGGAUCGUCAAGUCAAAUGCUGGUAUCGAGUCCGUCUGGAUGAACCGGAACGAGAUUUGGAUGAGACAUUUCGUGUCGUGAAAGCACCGGCUGAGCACUCAUUCUAUCUUGUGAAAGACAAGGCCUCCUACUGGGACUCCGGGAUCUAUAGGUGCAACACUGGGCCCAGUUUGUCAACUGUGGGAUUCCUGUCCAGACACCUUGAGGUACUCCCAGAUUCUUCGAUUCUCCGCUUGUUUUUAACCCAUCACUCUCUCACUGAGGAUGCGAAAUGGAGGGGUAACUACAGUAGAUGUGGUUCGGAUGGCACCCCGCUACUAGAUAGCCUUUCGUACGUCGUAAUUAAUUGUUUAUACAUGGAUUCCCCUGGUUCCCAAGGUACGCACACCCGCAGUCUGCGCAUCACUCCUGUGGAUAGUGCACCUGACGGGGACUGGUUGAAAUUUGGAGAAAUCACAGUCAUGAGCAAAGAUGGAUAUAUCUUGUUUCCGCAUCGGUUCCAGGCUCCGGAUGUGGAUGUAUUU
Opisthorchis viverrini is the source of this 1713-nucleotide messenger RNA. RefSeq lists its product as hypothetical. The record is from RefSeq and is a predicted model, not a curated record. The transcript has a single exon. NCBI's taxonomy places the organism in Eukaryota, Metazoa, Platyhelminthes, Trematoda, Opisthorchiida, Opisthorchiidae. The annotation marks the transcript as partial.